This is a messenger RNA of Hypoxylon fragiforme, 1244 nucleotides long. Its product is annotated as SNO glutamine amidotransferase. Gene Ontology annotation, molecular function: glutaminase activity. Bases 132 to 953 code for a protein of 273 amino acids. Lineage: Eukaryota; Fungi; Ascomycota; Sordariomycetes; Xylariales; Hypoxylaceae. Gene Ontology annotation, biological process: pyridoxine metabolic process; pyridoxal 5'-phosphate biosynthetic process. The record is from RefSeq and is a predicted model, not a curated record. The transcript is spliced from 2 exons. Gene Ontology annotation, cellular component: cytosol; glutaminase complex.
UAUUAAGUUCCCUAGGUUAGGACCCUAGCAUCAGAUAAAAAGGGGACUCGCAUAUCUUGGCUGCCUUUAACAUCAAAAAAAUAUUAUAAAUUAUUAGACCAGCCACGAACACGAUCCGAGGAGAAACAAAAAUGAUAACCGUUGGCGUCCUUGCGCUUCAGGGGGGUUUCUCAGAACAUCUUGUGUCUCUGCGUAAAGCAGCUGGAUACUUAUCGACUCUGUCGCCACCAAGACCAAGUUUCCAAUUUGUCGAGGUUCGCAACUCGAAUCAGUUAUCCGCAUGCGACGCGCUUGUCAUACCUGGCGGAGAGAGCACCACCCUUUCACUCGUAGCCGCCCAGUCCGGCUUGUUGGAACCUUUACGAAAGUUCGUCAAAGUUAGCAAGAAGCCAACCUGGGGCACAUGUGCUGGUCUCAUAUUUCUAUCAGAACAAGCGAGCGCCGCGAAGCGAGGUGGCCAAGAGCUGGUCGGUGGACUUGAUGUCAAGGUCCACCGCAACCAUUUCGGUCGCCAGAGAGAAAGCUUCGUGACAGAUCUGGAAUUGCCCUUCCUAUCUGAAAACACCAAUGGGGCAACAGCCGCCCCCUUUCCGGCCGUCUUCAUUCGAGCUCCCGUCGUGGAUCAGAUCUUAUCUGAUGAUGUCAAUGAGUCGAUUGAAGACAGCAUGGAAAGCAUAACGCUAAAUAAUGCGACAGAGGCUUCUGAAGAUCCGUUACGGCGCGCAAACCCGAAGGUUGAGAUUUUAGCGGUUCUCCCAGGACGUCAUGCUUCAAAUAAAAAAGCGACCGCGGCUGUGGCUGCAGGUUUAGAUGCUCAGGCUGUAGCUCCGAAAGGAGAAGGAGACAUCGUAGCCCUAAGACAAGGGAACGUGUUCGGGACGAGCUUCCAUCCAGAACUGACAGGCGAUAUACGAAUACACGUAUGGUGGUUGGAGCAGAUAGCAAAGUCGUGAUGAUAAAAACGAUUGUUACAAUUUAGAGAAUAAAAUUAAACUCGAAUGCCUUCCAACAUAAUAGGUAGCUACCUGACCUAGGUAGGUUAUCUAUCAACGGACUUACUACUUACAUGCUAAGUACCUAUGUAGUAGAUCUAAUGCGGGUAGUAAACCCGGUAGUCAAAGGCGUCGAGUACUCGGACUUGCGGGGUACAUCGAUUUCAGGGACAGUCAAGUCAAGCCAAGUCAAGAAUGGGGGUUCGUUCGUGUAUCUCGGAAUAGUAUACGAACCUAUGUAUAUUCCUUAUC